This is a messenger RNA of Parnassius apollo (apollo), 1419 nucleotides long. The record is from the annotation of a GenBank genome assembly. NCBI's taxonomy places the organism in Eukaryota, Metazoa, Arthropoda, Insecta, Lepidoptera, Papilionidae.
AUGUCUUGUUGUAAGGGUCCUGGAUAUGCAUCUCCUUUAGACGCGUUUAGAAAUGGUCCAAGAGAAAAACUUUUGUACGUUGUUUGUGUACAGCCUAAUCUUACUAAACAAGAUUACUUAGCUACUGUUGAUGUUGAUCCUGACUCUCCUACAUACAAACAGGUAAUUCAUCGCACUUACACGGGGAGUUUGGGUGAUGAACUUCAUCACUGUGGCUGGAAUGUGUGUUCCAGCUGCUAUGAUAACCCAGAUCUAAGCAGGAACCUUCUUUUACUACCCGGUUUACAUUCAUGCAAUAUUUUUGUUAUUGAUGUUGGCAGUAAUCCUAGGAAACCUGAGUUGCACAAGAUAAUUGGCGGUUCGGAAAUAAAAUCAUUCAACUGUACUUUUCCUCAUACCACGCAUUGCCUAGCAAGCGGCGAUAUAAUGAUUUCGACUAUGGGAGAUAAAAACGAAAACGCAAAGGGAGAUUUUGUGCUUGUUGAUUCAAAAACUUUAAAAGUCAAAGGAACGUGGACUGCAGGCAACAAAUUAGCUAAAUUUGGAUAUGAUUUCUGGUACCAACCGUAUUACGAUGUUAUGAUUGCAUCAGGAUGGGGCAGCCCUAAACAUUUUAAAACAGGCUUACACCCUGAAGACAUUCCUAAUAAAGAGAGAUAUGGAACUUCACUCAAUGUUUAUAGAUGGUCUACACAUGAACUGAUUCAAGUUAUUGACUUAGGUAAAGAAGGGUGUGCACCGCUCGAGAUUAGGUUCCUCCAUGAUCCUAAAUCCUCGCAGGGAUUUGUUGCAUGUGCCGUAGAGGCGAACGUAUUCAGGUUUUAUAAAGAUUUGGAUGGAACAUGGAAAGCCCACAAAGUAAUUGAUAUACCGGCUAAAGUAGUUCAGAAGGAUGGUGUGAACACACAACUUAAUGGUUUAUUAAAGGAUAUUCUCCUGUCUUUGGAUGAUAAAUAUCUGUACCUGUCAUGCUGGUUACAUGGUGAUGUAAGGCAAUAUGAUAUAUCAGAUCCAGAACACCCUAAACUAACUGGCCGUGUUUGUUUCGGAGGAAAAACAGUUAAUGAUAACUUAAUAGUUAUUGAAGAUAAGGAGUUUAAGGAAUUGAUGAAGCCAGUAAUCAUUAAGAAUAAACAAUUGUGGGGAGCGCCACAAAUGAUUCAACUCUCUUUAGACGGUGAACGUCUAUACGUAUCAUCAUCUCUAUACUCUCCGUGGGAUAAACAAAUUUAUCCAAAAUCUAUUGAACGAGGCGGAUGGGUAGUUAAGCUGGACGUAGAUACAGAAAACGGAGGGUUAAAACUGGAUCCCGAUUUUCUGAUAGAUUUUGGAAUUGAGCCAAACGGACCAGUACUGCCACAUGAAAUGAGAUAUCCUGGAGGAGACUGUACGUCAGAUAUAUGGCUAGCUGAAAACUAA